UUUCCAAACAAGGACUCCCCUCCCCCACAAAGUCGCUCACGAACCGAACAUUCCAGAAGCCCCACUCGCCAGAACUCUCUCGUCCUUUACUUAAUUAUAUAUAUAUGUAUAAGCUCACUGCCCCUCAUCAUUUUUUACCAAAACCCUCCUACGCUUUCUACACACAACCUUUUUGUCUACGAUUUCUCUGAUUCCUUCCAUGGCCGAAGAAGCCAAAGCGAAGGGCAACGCCGCCUUCUCCGCCGGAGACUUUUCUACCGCCGUGCGCCACUUCACGGAGGCCAUCGCGCUUGCCCCGACCAACCACGUCCUAUACUCCAACCGAUCCGCCGCCUACGCCUCUCUCCACCAGUACUCCGAGGCGCUCGCCGACGCCGAGAAGACCGUCGAGCUCAAGACCGACUGGUCCAAGGGCUACAGCCGGCUCGGCGCCGCCCACGUCGGCUUGGGCCACCAUGAAGACGCCGUUGCGGCGUACAAGAAGGGCCUCGAGUACGACCCCAACAACGAGGGCCUCAAAUCUGGCUUAACCGACGCCCAGGUUGCGGCUUCCCGGUCCAGAGCGGCCCCGCCGCCGGGAAACCCCUUCGGCGACGCGUUCUCAGGGCCGGAGAUGUGGGCCAAGCUCACCGCCGAUCCGAGCACCAGAGCCUACCUUCAGCAGCCAGAUUUCGUGAAAAUGAUGCAGGAGAUCCAGAAAAACCCUAGCAGUCUCAACCUCUAUCUCAAGGACCAGAGGGUUAUGCAAGCGCUUGGGGUUUUGCUAAACGUAAAGUUUCGUACGCCCACGUCGGAGGACACGGACAUGCCGGAGUCUUCCUCGCCACCGCGGCCGCCGCCAGAGAGGAAGAGGCCUGCGGAGGCCGAGCCGGUGAAGGAACGGGCUCCGGAGCCGAUGGAUCUGACAGAGGAGGAGAGGGAGACGAAGGAGAGGAAAGCGCAGGCGCAGCUGGAGAAGGAGCUGGGCAAUGCGGCGUAUAAGAAGAAGGAUUUUGAUACUGCGAUUGCGCACUAUACGAAGGCCAUGGAGUUGGACGACGAUGACAUUUCCUAUAUUUUGAAUCGCGCCGCUACUCAUCUGGAAAUGGGUCAGUUUGAGGAAUGUAUUAAAGAUUGUGAUAAGGCUGUUGAAAGGGGAAGAGAGCUUAGAUCAGACUUUAAGAUGAUAGCAAAAGCUUUGACCAGGAAGGGAACUGCCCUGGUGAAAAUGGCAAAAUGCUCAAAGGACUAUGAACCUGCUAUUGAGUGUUUCCAGAAAGCUCUUACCGAGCAUCGCAAUCCAGACACAUUGAAGAAACUAAAUGAUGCUGAAAAAGCAAGGAAGGAACUAGAGCAACAAGAGUACUUUGAUCCAAAAUUAGCCGAUGAGGAACGUGAGAAAGGUAAUGAGUAUUUCAAGGAGCAAAAGUAUCCGGAGGCUGUGAAGCAUUACACAGAAUCCUUGAGAAGGAACCCCAAAGAUGUAAAGGCCUAUAGUAAUAGAGCUGCAUGCUACACAAAACUUACGGCGUUGCCUGAGGCAUUGAAGGAUGCAGAGAAGUGCAUUGAACUCGAUCCAACCUUUUCCAAGGGUUAUAAUAGAAAAGGUGCUGUCCAGUUUUUCAUGAAAGAAUACGACAAAGCUUUGGAAACAUAUAGGGAGGGGCUGAAGCAUGAUCCUAGCAACCAGGAAUUGCUCGAUGGUGUGAGGAGGUGUAUAGAACAAAUUAACAAGGCUAGUCGUGGGGAUUUUACCCCUGAGGAAUUGAAGGAGAGACAGGCCAAAGGAAUGCAGGACCCUGAAAUUCAGAACAUCCUCCAAGACCCUGUGAUGAGACAGGUUUUGGUUGAUUUCCAGGAAAAUCCCAGGGCCGCUCAGGAACACUCAAAGAACCCAAUGGUGAUGAACAAGAUCCAGAAGCUGGUUAGUGCAGGAAUUGUCCAGAUCAGAUGAAUCUGAGGGGGAAGAUGGCGAGCAUGGACAAAAAAACUUUUGCAUCAUUCAAAAUUGUACUCGUGUGAAUUGAGUAAAACUUGUUGUCUAGUUCACAAAAAACUAUUUCGGGUUGGAAAAUUUUGAGAUGUUUCUCGCUUUCAAAUUGUUUAGUGGAGGCCCCGUCUUUAUUUAUUGUGCUUUAAGCUA
Molecule: messenger RNA, 2122 nt
Organism: Alnus glutinosa
Lineage: Eukaryota; Viridiplantae; Streptophyta; Magnoliopsida; Fagales; Betulaceae
Product: hsp70-Hsp90 organizing protein 3-like
Exons: 7
Coding region: 200-1933 (577 amino acids)
Molecular function (GO): Hsp90 protein binding
Source: RefSeq, a predicted model, not a curated record